Messenger RNA from Hydra vulgaris (swiftwater hydra), 2017 nucleotides. The record is from RefSeq and is a predicted model, not a curated record. Lineage: Eukaryota; Metazoa; Cnidaria; Hydrozoa; Anthoathecata; Hydridae.
UAUAUGCGUUGCUGAAAAAUUGUGUUAAAAUUAAUAUUUACAUAUGAAAUUAAAAAUUAUCAUAAUGGCACAAAAUAAUUCAGAUCCAGGGAAACAUGAAAACAUUCUUUAUAGCCAAGGGUUUAAGUUAAGUUUUAGUAAAAGCGUUGGAGUAGAUUGGAGAGUUCUUGGACUUUGGUUAAAUAUCAAAGAAAACUGUAUUGACAUAAUUGAUCAUGAUAAACCCAAUACCCUUGAAAAAGCAUAUAAAAUGCUAACUACGUGGAUGGAAAUGAAUGAUAAUCCAACUCUUGAGGAGUUAAAAACAGCUUUAAAGAACAUGGAUAGAAUGGAUCUAAUAAGAAAAAUAGAUGAAUUAACAAAAACUUUGAGUUCACCAGAAAGUUCUACUAGAACUUCUUGUAAGAAAGAUAUAUCAGAGAUAUGCACAGCACUCAAAGGUUUUUAUCUUACAAAUUAUGGGAAAAUAAAUGAAGUUCAAGUACCACUAAAAUCACCUGCAAAUGUUGAUUUAAUGCAUAAAUUCGUUGAUCUAUGUAUUGCUGAUGCAGUUAAUGCUCAAACAGAUGCUGUAUUAAGUGAACGCAAAGAAUUUCUUGAAAAGCAAUUGCGUUUUACACCUAUUCCAUAUAGUGAAAUUUUCAUGAAAGACAAAUCUAUAAUAUUAAUAUCUGGAAUAGCUGGUAUUGGAAAAACAUGGUUGCUUAGAAAAUGUUUGCUUGAUUGGUCAAAUGGUCUAAUUUGGGAAAAUGUUAAACUUGUGUUUUAUUUGGAAUGUAAAAGGCUUAAUCAAUAUCAAAGUAUUUCAAAUAUUAAUAAAUUACUAAAUGUUUUCUACAAAGACAUUGUAAAUGAUUUCGAUAUUAGUAUUUAUUCUGCACUGUUUAUAAUUGAUGGAUUAGAUGAGUUUAAAUAUCUAAAUGAGUUAAUAAAUUGCAGUUCGAGUUAUAACUAUCCAAUUGUUAAUGUUUUAACAGAAAUUCAAAAAUAUAAAUAUGUAGUUGCUGGUAGAGUUUAUGCAAUUGAUCAGUUUCAAAGUGUAUCUACAGAGGAUUGUGAUAAGAUAAACAUUCAAAUUAUGGGGUUUAAUGAAGAUGGAAUAAAUAAUUAUAUAGAAAAUAAUGUUUUAGAGGAAAAAAAAGAUUUUGUGAAAACAACUUUGAAGGAAUCUGCAAUUACAAAAUCAAUGUCAUCUGUUCCAUUUUAUUUAUCUUUCAUAUGUAGGAAUAUUAGUAAUUCAAAAAAUUUAUACAAAAAUUCUUUUUUAACAAUGACAGACUUGUAUGCAAAUAUUUUUUUACACUUUUUACAAAAACACAUCAUCAAAAACAAUGAAUCGAUUUCUCAAUUUAUGAAAAACAAAUACAAUAAAAAAUAUAUUUUAAACAUUUGUAAAAUUGCAUAUCAAUUGCUUGUUGAAAAUAAAGUAAUUUUUUCCAAAGAAGACAUUCAAACUUUUAUCAUUGACUUUGAUAAAAAUGAAGAUAAUUUUUUAGGAUUUACUGAAAGGAUUAAAACAAGUCUUGGUGAAUAUAUUUAUCAAUUUGCACAUUUGACAAUAAUGGAGUUUUGUGCAUCUAUAUAUGCAUAUAAUUGUAAAAGUAGUAAAGAGAUUAUGACCAAUGAAAAGCUGAAGAGUUGUUUAUUAAUGAUAUGUGGUUUAACCAAUAAAAAUCAAAAUAGUUCCUUAAAAUUUCUUGUUAACCUAAAUCGUUUAAAAAAAACUUGUGAAGAUUCUUUAUUUUUGUUUUCUAUUUUUGGUAAGUCUAUAAUACUUUGUUGCAUUAUUGUAAGUCAUUUUAGAUAAAAUCGAUUUAUCAAAAGUGUUAGUCUAUUAAAAUCAAAAGUUUAUAAACAUUAAGUUUUUUUAAAGCUGUUUAAAUUUUUCCUUCUCUAAAUGAUAGACUCUAUUUUUUAGUAUUUAUUAUGUUUGACAAUAAUUAACACGUUUUUAAGAAAAAUUUAAAAUAAUUAAUAUUUUUUUAGAAAAUAUAACAAGUAUAAAUAUCAGUUUUGA